AUGGAACCCCUUUCAAACGAAUCCCCAACCGGCACACACAUCGAGACAUCGCCUUCACCUCAGAUCGAACACGAGACAGGAAGACCGAGAGUGAGAUUCAACAGUUCUGCCAAUGCUGAAAUCCCUCCCCCAGAGUCAGACAUCCUCAAUCGUGUCAGUGAGUCAGAAUCUGCACCAGUCACCGAGGAUCGAUACACAGCCAACGCCGGAGAGUUAUUGAAUGCACACGACGCUGCCUACGCCGAUUUUGAAGACUUGUCGACAGAACCAGCGGACGAGACGUAUGACAAUUCGGAGAGCUAUUCGGUGACCAGCAACGUUCGGGGUGGUGUAUUCUACCAUCUCCUUCAAGCCUAUAAGAUACCUGUACCUACACUCCAGAGGCCAACAUCAGCAUUGAAUACGAGCGCGCCAACCUCCAGGCCCGGAUCGUCCUCAGGAGCUGCUACACCGUCGCGUCGAAAAUGGUAUGAGCAAGAGAAGGCGGCCCAGUCGCGCGAGACAUUGGCUACACUCAUCGGGGCAUCUGCUAAGCUUGCCAAUCCGAACGAGAAGAAAGAACACGUCACAGAUCAACGCCAUCAUAAGCGAACUAGCAGUGGCGGUCUUCUCACAAAGGUGUGGAAGGCCAAAGAGGACAAAGACGCGAAGAUUAAGAUCCAUGUUGCAAACAUCCUCAAACGACAACAGUACAUCAUCAGAAUGUGCCGUGCGCUGAUGCUGUUCGGCGCACCCACUCAUCGUCUCGAAGAGUAUCUCGCCACUACAGCCACGGUCCUCGAGAUCAAUAGCCAAUUUCUCUACAUCCCUGGCUGCAUGAUAAUUUCGUUCGACGAUCUAUAUACUCACACCACUGAAGUCAAAAUCGUACGCACCGCGCAAGGUGUCAAUCUCGGCAAGCUCAAAGAUACACACGACGUCUACAAAGAGGUCUUACACGACGUCAUCAGCCUGGACGACGCGCUCGCUCGGUUGGAUGAGUUGAUCCACGCAAAAGACCGCCAUCCUGUCUGGCUAUGCGUCCUCAUGUACGGUCUCGCCAGUGCGGCCGUUUCUGUCUUUUUCAACGCCCGCCUGAUCGAUAUGCCUAUCAUAUUUGCCCUCGGAUGCAUGCUUGGUUUGAUGCAGCUUGUUCUUGCUCCUAUAUCGAAGACAUACAGCACUGUUUUCGAGAUCACCGCAACGAUUCUUAUGAGCUUCCUUGCACGUGCCUUUGGAAGCAUUAAUGGAGGAAGCCUCUUCUGCUUCUCCGCUAUAGCACAAAGUGCAAUUGCCCUGAUUCUCCCCGGAUGGCUUGUACUUAGUUCUGCUCUGGAGCUGCAAUCUCGUGCUAUUGUUCCAGGGUCAAUCCGACUGGUGUUCGCCAUCAUCUAUUCGCUUUUCCUUGGCUACGGCAUCACAGUCGGAACAGCCAUAUAUGGAGCUAUCGAUCCAAAUGCCACCAACGAAACAACCUGCCGAGCUCCCAUGAACCCAUACUGGAAUUUCCUUUUUGUCCCCUUCUACGUUUUCUUCACGACCUUCACUGUACAAGCUAAGUACAAACAGAUGCCUGCCAUGAUAGCGAUUGCCUUCGCAGGAUAUGUUGUCAAUUUCUACGCAAAUAAGAAGUUCUCAUCUAGUGCUCCGAUUGCCUACACAUUGGGGGCGUUCACUAUCGGUGUCCUCGCAAACUUGUACAGCCGAUUACGCCACGGCGUUGCUGCGGCUGUUCUCUUGCCGGCUGUCUAUGUUCAGGUACCCGGCAGUCUUGCAUCAAGUGGUAGCAUCAAUUCUGCUCUCAAAACUGCGGCCGCACUUGUUAAAGGCUCUACAGCAGCAGAUGCAUCUACCGACAGUCUGAACGCAAUUGUUUUCAACGUUGCAGCCUCCAUGGUUCAGAUAGCCAUCGGAAUUACCGUUGGCUUGUUCAUGGCAGCACUCCUCGUUUAUCCUCUGGGUAAACGGCGCAGUGGCUUGUGGACACUCUAG
Messenger RNA from Dothidotthia symphoricarpi CBS 119687, 1971 nucleotides. RefSeq names its product DUF1212-domain-containing protein. Gene Ontology annotation, molecular function: transmembrane transporter activity. Gene Ontology annotation, biological process: transmembrane transport. Bases 1 to 1971 code for a protein of 656 amino acids. The record is from RefSeq and is a predicted model, not a curated record. Lineage: Eukaryota; Fungi; Ascomycota; Dothideomycetes; Pleosporales; Dothidotthiaceae. The transcript is spliced from 3 exons.